AUGGCGGAGCAAGCGACGUUCACAGCGGCCGAGGCAGCCGUGUACGACCGGCAGAUGCGUCUGUGGGGCGUAGAGGCCCAGAAGCGGCUGCAGAGCUCGCAUGUACUGGUCAGCGGACUGUCAGUGCUGGGGUCGGAACUCGUGAAGAACCUUGUGCUUGCCGGCAUAAGCGUCACGCUGCACGACUCGCAGUUAGUCACGCAAGAGGUGGUGGCCUCUCAGUUUUUUCUAUCGGAAACGGACGUGGGCAAAAAGCGCUCCGUGGCGUGUCUACCACGUGUGCAGGAACUGAACCCACUAGUUCAGGUCAGAAUUGAGACCGAAGCGCUUGACGACCUGAACGAUGGCUUUUUCAAGCAGUUCACGGCCGUGUGUUUGGUGGGGGCUGACUUGAGCGUGGAGCUGAGAUUGGACGCGCUAUGUCGCUCUAUUGGCACGGCCUUCUAUGCUGCCAGGAGCUUCGACUAUAACGGCAUCGUGUUCAUUGACUUGGGCGAGCACACGUUUCGUCGAGAUGCAAGAGAAACGAAUGGGACACUGAGCGGCCCGUGCACGGUCACGUAUCCGACGUUGACAGAGGCCCAACAAGUUCCGUGGAGCUCGCUGCAGAGUGCCCGCAAACGUGGACCUCAGCUACCUCAGGUGUUCAUCAAAAACCAAUUGCUACAGGGAUACAAGAGCCAAAAGGGCGUGACCGCGAUCACUAGUAAGGACGAGGCAGAUUUCAUCCAGUACGCGAGAAAGCAGCUUGUAGUCAACGGAUUGGAUGAAGAUUACGUCUCACUGGAUGAGUUGCAGGCACUCGUACGCGUCGCGGACAUGGAACUUGUUCCGGUAUGCGCUAUUCUGGCAGGAAUAAUGGGUCAAGAGGUGAUUCGAGCCAUGUCACAAAAGGACGAGCCAAUUUGUAACUAUUUUUGCUUUGAUGGUGCAACUGGCAUCGUGAGACGAGUGGGGUAG
Molecule: messenger RNA, 960 nt
Organism: Hyaloperonospora brassicae
Lineage: Eukaryota; Oomycota; Peronosporomycetes; Peronosporales; Peronosporaceae
Source: the annotation of a GenBank genome assembly